UUAGUACUAGGAUGAGUGAAGUAACGAGUAAAAGAGUUUAAAAAAAGGAGUAGAUCUUUUCUAUUUAGUAGGAAUAAAUAUGAAUAGUAAGGCUUCUCAAAUUAGAUCUAUUUAAAGAGCUUUGAAGUUUAGAGAUCAUAAUGUGCCAUUUUGGACUGUUCUUGAUGUCUUAGAAGAUCAAUAGAGAACAUCUGUUAGGGUUUAAACAUAUAUGUAGUCUCUCAAGGAUGUUUAAAAUUACUUGAUUGAAAACCAAGACAGAUAGUCAGAAGUAUUUGCUAAUGUUGGUCUUCUAAAAGAAAUAUAAUAAAUUCUGAUAGUAGAUAUGAGUCUAAUUGUCUUUAAGGAUUGUAAAAAAUAGAAUAAUAAAAAGCAAAUUUAAAUGACCAUAGGAUUUGAGUAAUGUUAUUUUGAUUCUCUUGUGAUAGACAUACAUGAGCUUCUAGUAGUAAAUUUAGUCUAUUAAUUUAAAGGGAUGCUAACAAGAGUAACAGAAUGCAAUUACCAGAAGAAUUGGGUAAAGUAAGUCUUUUAGUGAAAAAUAGAAGAUUCUGAUAGUUGGGAUCAAUCUAUCUGCCUAAAAAGAUGCAAAAUCAAGUUCAUAGGAGCCAUUUCAAAUAGUCAUGAUAAAUGGGUAAAUUCAAUCUGUUUCUCAUCUGAUAGAAAUACAUAAACUGAGGUAAUUAAGAUUAAUCUAUCUAUUUAUGUGAUGUUAAAACAGUUAAUAAAAAGUUGAAAUAGAUGCAUAAAGUGUAAUGUUAGAUUAAUGUGUGUUAUUCUUGAUUAUUGAUUGAAAUACAGACAAAUCUGGUGUUGAGAAAGCCAAACUAGAAAAUUACAAUUAGGUAAAGUUUGUUUCUCUAAUGAUAGUAGGAUAAUAGCUUCUGGUAGUAGUGAUAAGUCUAUCUGUCUAUCGGAUGUUAAAUGAGGAUAAUAAAAAGCCCAAUAUAUGGUCAGAGUGAUUUUGUUAUAUUGAUAAGUUGAUCUGAU
This is a messenger RNA of Paramecium primaurelia, 990 nucleotides long. NCBI's taxonomy places the organism in Eukaryota, Ciliophora, Oligohymenophorea, Peniculida, Parameciidae. The record is from the annotation of a GenBank genome assembly.